This is a messenger RNA of Nematolebias whitei (Rio pearlfish), 1762 nucleotides long. RefSeq names its product WD repeat domain 76 (gene wdr76). The record is from RefSeq and is a predicted model, not a curated record. Gene Ontology annotation, biological process: regulation of DNA damage checkpoint. NCBI's taxonomy places the organism in Eukaryota, Metazoa, Chordata, Actinopteri, Cyprinodontiformes, Rivulidae. Gene Ontology annotation, molecular function: protein binding; DNA binding. The coding region runs from base 1 to 1722 and encodes 573 amino acids. The transcript has 15 exons. Gene Ontology annotation, cellular component: nucleus.
AUGUUCCCGAGUCGUAGCUGUGAGGUUCGUGUUUAUCGGUCCAAUUUCGUCUUGGAAAAUACGAACAUUUUCCAACGCAAGUUUACCGAAAUGGCGACCAUACGAACAAAACGCGAGGAUACCGUAGAGAACCUGACUCCAGAGGUUCGACGGUCAUCUCGCAGAGCCCGGCUGGUACCGAAGCGCCUCCAGUACUCUCCAGACAGAUUUAAUGAAAACCCCAGGAAGAAAAGGAAAUUAAAUAUCAAAACUGAAAGAAAGACCCAGAAGAAGUUGUUAAAGGAUGAAGAGGAUGCUAAAAACGAUGCUGUGGAGAACAGUUCUGGUGCAUGUGGAGGACUUUCUGCAUAUGAGCUGGAGCGCCUGGAGAACAUCAGACAGAACCAAGCUUUUAUGUCGUCCAUUAACUUGUUCCAGGCAACAGAAGGCUUGAAGCAGCCGACUCGACCAAAGUCAUCGCAGAAAGGUUUAAGGGCUCAGUCUUCAGUAAAGGAAGUGCUGCCGCCUCGCAAAUCACUGCGCCUCCAAAAUAAAGAGGCGACGAUACUACCUCUUCCUCCUGAACCCAGAGAGACGCUCUUCUUCAAACAGUCUUUACGAGUCAAAAAACCUGCUGGCCCUCUACCAAUGGCUCCAAUUAACAUGGACGAAGGCUUCAAGCUCCCUUCAGAACUUGUUGAGCUCUGCUCUGAGGAAACUAAAGAAAGAAAAAUGAAACUUGACCUAAAAGAGUACUGCUCUGCACUACAGAAGAUGGAAAUAACAGAGGACAGUGUGGUGAAAGUGGUGAAGGAUCGGGUCUCUUCUGCUGCCUUCCACCCCUGCAGCAGCAGCCUGCUGAUAGCUGCAGGAGACAAGUUGGGAAAAGUGGGACUUUGGAAUUUUGGUGCAGAUUGGGGAGACGAUGGUGUCCUGCUCUUUGAGCCCCACACUCGUUCUGUUGGCUGCAUGGCAUUCUCCACAGUUCAGCCCUCCCAGCUGCUCACUCUCAGCUACGACGGAUCUCUGCGCUGCAUGGAUGUAGAGAAGGCCGUCUUUGAUGAUGUGUACGAUACUGAUAACGACCUGAAAACGUUUGCCUUCAUGUCACAUGACUGCUCAACGCUUUUGGUUGGGAACUGGUACGGAGAGGUCUCCAUUGUUGAUAGGCGGACCCCAGGAAACUCUCACGAGUCCCUCCAUAGACUCGAUCCUAAGAUUUUGCGCUGUGUUAGCGUCCACCCUCUCCAGAUGCAGUACUUUGCAGUGGCAGAGAGCAGAGAGGUGAGUAUUUAUGACAGCAGGUGCCUGAAGAAGACUAAAACCCAUCCUGUGUCCCAGCUACAUGGCCAUGCUAAAAGCAUCACCAGUGCUUAUUUCUCACCGUGUACCGGGAACAGAGUUCUUACCACUUGUAUGGAUGACCACAUAAGGAUAUAUGAUGCAUCUUCAGUGAUUACUAAACCCCCCUUGCUGAAGUCCAUCAGGCAUGACAUGUGGACGGGGCGCUGGUUGUCGAAGCUCUCUGCAGUAUGGGACCCCAAACAGGAAGACUGCUUUGUGGUGGGAAGUAUGAUGAGGCCUCGAAAGGUGCAGGUGUUCCACGAAAGCGGCCAAGUCUUGCACUCCUUUAUGGACAGUGAGAACCUUAACACAGUCCAGUCUGUCACUGCUUUCCACCCCACGAGGAACGCUUUACUGGGUGGGAAUUCAUCAGGACGCCUUCAUGUGUUUUCUAGUUAAACUGAAGACUGAAGUUUGUGGCCAACAUCCCAGGUAGGUC